AUUUCAACAAAUAUGACAACCACUACGCCGCCAGCGCCACCGGCGGCGAUCCAGUUCAUCGUUCGCAAGGGCAAGUGGUCAUUUUGUUGCGCCAUUCAAAGCGACGCACAAGCGCUAGCCGACCUAGCCAGUCAUGCCUUUGUCUCACAGCUCACGUCGGGCGACAUCCAAGUAACCAAGCGAGUGAGUCUAAGCGAGCUACAAGGGAUCGUCGCAACGUCCGUGUCCAAUAUUCCUGAGUUCUUUGUCUCUCCCGCUCCUGGUGCAACGCUGGAAGAUGCCGCGGGGUUCGCCCAAUUCCGCCACUACCUUGCCAGUCAUGACAGGGCGGGCGUGGCGACUCUGACCGGCGACUUUUGGCUCAUCUUCCUUCCAGACGUCGACGACCGCCGACUCAAGUGCCUAGUCGUUCAGCGCGCAUCCUCUCCACCCCCAUCAACGGACCCUCCUCCGUCCUUGACGUCGCCAGGAGUAGAGACAUCGCCCCCCCAACUCGAAUCCCCUUCGUCCGCUACUUGUACUAGCCACGAUGAAACAACAGAGCCCACAGGCGAAGUCAGCACCGACAGUCUGAAAGAGGAAGUUGGCGCUGUGUCUGUCUUAACCGAUGCAAGUCUCGUUGACGAGGGUACGCCGCCCCAGGAGGACAAGAGCAACCCCGCCGCACCUUCACCCCAAGCCAUCGACACGACCGAGUGGCACGACCUGCUCCGCAUCCACCACAGCUUUCACGCCGCGCUGUACAUCAUCCACGGCCGAAGGGUCGACAUCAAGAUGCCACGGCCAUCAAAGAAUCGCAAACGUGUUAAGCUCCGCUAACGUUUUCCUCGUUGGAUGGUUGGUUGUUGCUGGCUACUGGUAUGCUCCACGACGACAUGCGUCGUCGUCAAGUCGAGGCUCUGCUGCAAAACCCCAGACAAAACCAGCUCCGUCGUGUACUUGGUGGCGUUCGCCAGCGGUCCGAGUUGCUUUUGCACCGACUUCACCGCCAGUGCCUCGGCAGAUGCAAUCACAAUCACAUUGUCCACUGGUUUGGUCGACGUCGAGAGUACCUACGUACAAACAACUCCCAUGUGUCCAUACCUUCCUUCCUUCCGCAGCAACAGCAGCAGCAUGAACGACGUACCUCUCCC
Molecule: messenger RNA, 1133 nt
Organism: Aphanomyces astaci
Lineage: Eukaryota; Oomycota; Saprolegniomycetes; Saprolegniales; Verrucalvaceae
Exons: 5
Coding region: 13-819 (268 amino acids)
Source: RefSeq, a predicted model, not a curated record